This is a messenger RNA of Coffea eugenioides, 1194 nucleotides long. RefSeq names its product 4-hydroxybenzoate geranyltransferase 2-like. Gene Ontology annotation, cellular component: mitochondrial inner membrane. Gene Ontology annotation, biological process: ubiquinone biosynthetic process. The record is from RefSeq and is a predicted model, not a curated record. The coding region runs from base 1 to 1194 and encodes 397 amino acids. Gene Ontology annotation, molecular function: prenyltransferase activity. The transcript has 7 exons. NCBI's taxonomy places the organism in Eukaryota, Viridiplantae, Streptophyta, Magnoliopsida, Gentianales, Rubiaceae.
AUGGCCCAAGCAUCCAAGCUUAUGGCUUCCUCUCACAGUGGUGUUCAUUUCAUCUCCGGCUUGAACCAUCAACGUCGCCCCUCCUUAGCUGAUCUCCCCAAAUCCUCCCUGAAACCAGUCAAAUCAAACUCCAAAAUCAGCCCUUACACAGUACUGGAAAACAGCUCAGCCACCUUCCGCCGUUGUUCGGUUGUUAAACAUAUAAAAUUCCUUGGCAGAGGCUGCUCCAACUUACCUAUCCGAGACCCGCAUUUUUCAGCCUCAGCGAAGUCAUUAGAGCGAGGCGAAGGAGGACAACCCGUUCCUUCUUCUUGGAUUGAAGCAAUUUUUCCUGAACAAGCUCGGCCUUACGCCUACCUAGUCCGCUUGGACAAGCCAGCUGGGACGUUUUUAUUUGCAUGGCCAUGUAUGUGGUCGCUUGCAUUCACGGCGAAUGCCGGCACGCUUCCUGAUCUGAAGAUGUUAGCAUUCUUUUUCUUGGUCUCUUUCAUGUCAAGAAAUAUUGCAUGCAACAUCAACGAUUACUUUGAUAAGGAUUUCGAUUCGCAGGUUGAGCGAACCAAAGGAAGGCCGCUUGCCUCUGGCGCAAUAGCGGGAUUUCAAGCACUUCUUUUCCUUGCCAUUCAAUUGCUACUCGGUUAUGGUGUUCUUUUCGCAGUAAACAAACUAAGCCGUCUAUUAUGGGUUUCAUCUUUGCCGUGGAUCUUUACUUACCCGCUCAUGAAGAGAAUAACAUAUUGGCCUCAAGCCUACCUGGGUCUGACGGUCAGUUGGGGCGCAGCAUACUCAUGGGCUGCUGUUAAAGGAAGUCUUGAUCCUGCGAUUGUCUUCCCACUCGUCCUUGCCUUCUUCUUUUGGACUCUGGAAUUUGAUACAAUAUAUGCACAUCAGGACAAAGAAGAUGAUGUGAAGGUGGGCAUCAAGUCUACAGCUUUGCUAUUUGGUGAUUCAACAAAACUAUGGAUUUCUGGUUUUGCAGCGGCAUCCAUUGCUGGUCUUGCUCUAACGGGAUUUAAUGCUAAUAUUGGAUGGCCAUUCUAUGGAUUGUUGGCUGCUGCUUCUGGUCAUCUUGCUUGGCAAAUUUGGGAUGUUGACUUAUCAAAUCCUGCUGAUUGCUCCAGAAAAUUUGUAUCAAAUAUAUGGUUUGGUGCUAUUGUCUUUGGUGCGAUCUUAUGUGGAAGACUCUUCUCAUAG